Molecule: messenger RNA, 1940 nt
Organism: Lycium barbarum (goji berry)
Lineage: Eukaryota; Viridiplantae; Streptophyta; Magnoliopsida; Solanales; Solanaceae
Product: glucose-1-phosphate adenylyltransferase large subunit 3, chloroplastic/amyloplastic
Exons: 15
Coding region: 178-1740 (520 amino acids)
Biological process (GO): glycogen biosynthetic process
Molecular function (GO): glucose-1-phosphate adenylyltransferase activity
Source: RefSeq, a predicted model, not a curated record
AAUUAAAUGUGGAUAACGCGGUCAGUCAACCAAUAGUAUCCCCCCACCCCAUGUAAACAUACCCUUCUUGGUUCCUAGUCCUCUAGUUCAACAUCAAAAACUUAAAUUUACACCACAUAUAACAAAUAUAAACAACUCAUUUCACUUGGUUUUUUCUUCUUAAUUCUCAAAAGAAAAAUGGCUGUUACUGCUGACGGCCGAUUCGCCUUAUCGGCACCCAGCAAACUUCAUAGUAACCCUGCAACAUUGACAGGGAGAAACUUGAGGGUGGUGAAGUUCUGCAAUGGAGAGUUGAUGGGGAAGAAACUCAAGUUUACAAAAUUUCAGUUAAGGAGCAAUGUGCUGAAGCCUAAUAUCUGCAUGUCACUUAUAGCUGAUGUUGCAGGUGAGGCUAAGUUAAAGGAUUUUGAACCGAAGAAGGAGGAUGCAAGAACAGUAGUAGCAAUCAUUCUAGGAGGGGGAGCUGGUACUCGUCUUUUCCCCCUCACCAAGCGUCGUGCUAAGCCUGCUGUUCCAAUCGGAGGAGCAUACAGGCUAAUUGAUGUACCAAUGAGCAACUGUAUUAACAGUGGCAUCAACAAAGUAUACAUUCUCACUCAAUUUAACUCAGCCUCACUUAACAGGCAUAUCUCUCGUGCUUACAACUUUGGUAAUGGUAUCACAUUCGGAGAUGGCUAUGUCGAGGUCUUAGCAGCAACUCAAACACCAGGUGAAUUAGGUAAAAGAUGGUUCCAAGGUACUGCAGAUGCUGUGAGGCAAUUCCACUGGCUUUUUGAGGAUGCAAGAAGCAAGGAUAUAGAAGAUGUGCUCAUUCUCUCUGGAGAUCACUUGUACAGAAUGGACUACCUGGACUUUGUUCAGAAUCAUCGGCAAAGUGGUGCAGACAUUACCAUAUCAAGCUUACCAAUAGACGACAGACGUGCUUCAGAUUUUGGAUUGAUGAAAAUUGAUGACACAGGACGGGUCCUGUCCUUCAGCGAAAAGCCAAAAGGAGAUGAUUUGAAGGCGAUGGCAGUAGACACAACUGUUCUGGGAUUAUCCCCAGAAGAGGCUAAGGAGAAACCUUACAUUGCUUCAAUGGGAGUUUACGUCUUCAAGAAGGAGAUCCUCCUGAAUCUCUUAAGAUGGCGUUUCCCGACUGCAAAUGACUUUGGUUCAGAGAUUAUCCCUGCCUCUGCCAAAGAAUUCUGUAUCAAGGCUUACUUAUUCAAUGAUUACUGGGAAGAUAUCGGUACAAUCAGAUCCUUUUUUGACGCAAACCUUGCACUCACUGAACACCCACCAAGAUUUAGUUUCUAUGAUGCAACAAAGCCAAUAUACACGUCAAGGAGAAACUUGCCUCCAUCAGCUAUUGAUAACAGCAAGAUUGUUGAUUCAAUUGUAUCACAUGGUAGUUUCUUGACCAAUUGCUUCGUGGAGCACAGUGUUGUCGGCAUCCGAUCCCGCAUAGGCACCAACGUUCACUUGAAGGACACAGUGAUGCUUGGCGCUGACUUAUAUGAAACUGAUGCUGAGAUUGCCUCGCAGCUAGCUGAAGGGAAAGUGCCUAUUGGAAUAGGAGAGAAUACCAGAAUAAAAGACUGCAUCAUUGACAAGAAUGCAAGAAUUGGAAAGAAUGUAAUUAUUGCAAACUCAGAGGGUGUACAAGAGGCAGAGAGACCUUCAGAAGGAUUUUACAUCCGAUCAGGCAUCACAGUCAUAUUGAAGAACUCAACAAUCCCAGAUGGAUCUGUGAUAUGACAAGCGCGGCAAUGUGUUUUUUCUUUCUUUCUUUCAAGUAGCAUUGGCAACGACAAAAUUGUGAAAUAUGAGAAGUUUCACAUUAUCAACUUUCCACAUUCAGCAAGUAAAUAUUGAACUACAGGCUGAUGCUAAAAAGGGCUGUUUCUCCCAUUGAUGAAUUUUGUAAAAUGUCUAUCUAGGUGAACAUUCACAAUGAA